AUGGUUUCUCCUCAAGUCACUAACCUGGUCAUCAUCCUUGUGAUGAUGCAGGUUUCCAAGAAGAUCCCUUUUGACAACCCUGACGUCCUCCUGGGAGUUCGGGCCUUGUACAUUGUCUCCAAUUUGAUUAUCCUGGGCAUCUAUCUCUACGUUCAAUCUGUGAUAAAUAAAAAGAAAGAUAUGACGACCCUCAAAUAUGUCGAGCCUGCGCCCGUGGGAUCCGGAGAGGAGCCUCGUCCUGUGACCACCACCGUUAUGGACUACGAUAAGCAGCAGCUGCGGAACAUGAUCAAGUCGCAGCUGAUCGGUGUCGGCAUGAUGGGUGUGAUGCAUUUGUGGUUCAAAUACACCAACCCGCUUCUGAUCCAGUCCAUCAUCCCUGUCAAGAGCGCUUUGGAGUCAAACCUGGUAAAAAUCCACGUGUUCGGGAAGCCAGCGACUGGCGACCUUCAGCGCCCGUUCAAGGCCCCGCAGGGCUUCAUGGGCAUGGCUCAGGGUGAGGUCAAGAGCGACAAGGCGUCGAUUGAGAACGCGGAGAAGAAAUGGAGAGGUGGCGUCAAGGAGGAGUGA
Rasamsonia emersonii CBS 393.64 is the source of this 570-nucleotide messenger RNA. RefSeq names its product Phosphate transporter (Pho88). The transcript is spliced from 3 exons. Gene Ontology annotation, cellular component: mitochondrion; endoplasmic reticulum. The record is from RefSeq and is a predicted model, not a curated record. Gene Ontology annotation, biological process: protein targeting to ER. Lineage: Eukaryota; Fungi; Ascomycota; Eurotiomycetes; Eurotiales; Trichocomaceae. The coding region runs from base 1 to 570 and encodes 189 amino acids.